Molecule: messenger RNA, 651 nt
Organism: Macrosiphum euphorbiae (potato aphid)
Lineage: Eukaryota; Metazoa; Arthropoda; Insecta; Hemiptera; Aphididae
Source: the annotation of a GenBank genome assembly
AUGUUCGUUACACCCGCUUGCGUCGCCGCGGAGUCACGUUUUCUGUUAGCGUCGUCGCCGUCGUCCGCGCUUACGUCGCGACGAACAUCAUUAUCGACCGCCACUGUGGUACAUCGGCAUACCGUUCAACCGCCUUUCAGUAAAGAAGCAGUAGAUCUUGCUGAAGUUACUGUUGCUACCAUUCAACGUUUACGUGGAAAUAUAAUUGAAGAGCUUAUACAAUUGUUUAAAGAAGCUGAGUUAAAUGAGUGCUUUUUAUGUUACAAAAAUGUACUUAAAGGAUUUCAAUGUUUGUUUUCUGGUACAUAUUCAGAUGAUUUUGACGAACUUCUUCAAUUUUAUCUUGACACUGAUAAACAAAUUGUUAAAGCAGAAUUAAAUCUAUGGCAUGCAGUACUUAACAACAAUGGACAACACACUAAAAGUGGGUUGGAAGCAUUAAGGCUAUGCAAGAAGGAAAUGUUUCCAAAUAUUCAUUUCUUAGUUCAAAUACUAUGUACUUUACCAGUGUCCACAGCAACACCAGAACGAACGUUUUCAUGUCUAAAAAGAUUGAAAACUUAUUUAACAAACACAAUGACAGAAACACGACUUAAUGGACUGACAAUGUUGGCUGUUCACACUGAUAUACCACUUUCAGCUGAACCUUGA